CGCACGGGGUCUCCUGUGCCCACCCAUUCAUAGAAUCGCGGAAGGCGCGCGUGCGCACUGCAGCUGCCUGCCCUCCCAUUCAUAAAAAAGCCAUUUUCCCAGGCAGUGGUUGCAACACCGCCGCGAAGGCAGCGAGCGGAGCUGACAGCGCAGAGCUUGCGCUGCGGGGCGCAGGGAGCCUUGCCGGUUCCUGCCGCCGGCGUCUGCGCGUACAGCGGCUACUGACCCACUCGGGCUCAGAGAUUUGCACAGACGUGGAGCGAUGCUUGUGACUCUGCGGCUCCUCAGAGGUCCCUAGAAGCCUGUUCUUGGUGCCAUCCAGGACCUCCGGCCCCAUGGAUCCCCCAAUCCCACAGAGCGUGCCCUUGACUACCAGCUCAGUCAUGGUCCAGCCCCUCCUUGACAGCCGGAUGCCCCACAGCAGGCUCCAACACCCACUCACCAUCCUCCCUAUCGACCAGAUGAAGACCAGUCACGUGGAGAAUGACUACAUAGACAACCCUGGCCUGGUACCUCCCACUGGCCCUAAACGGUCCCGGGCUGGGGCCCCUGAGUUGGCCCCUACACCUGCCCGCUGUGACCAGGAUGUCACCCAUCACUGGAUCUCGUUCAGCGGGCGCCCCAGCUCUGUCAGCAGCAGCAGUAGCACCUCCUCCGACCAGCGGCUCUUGGACCACAUGGCCCCACCGCCCAUGGCCGACCAGGCCUCGCCCAGGGCUGUGCGCAUCCAACCCAAGGUAGUCCACUGCAAGCCACUGGACUUCAAGGGCCCAGCAGCCCCACCAGAGCUGGACAAGCACUUCUUGCUGUGUGAGGCAUGCGGAAAGUGUAAAUGCAAGGAGUGUGCGUCCCCUCGGACGUUACCAUCCUGCUGGGUCUGUAACCAGGAGUGUCUGUGCUCAGCACAAACCCUGGUCAACUAUGGCACGUGCAUGUGCCUCGUGCAGGGCGUCUUCUACCACUGCACCAAUGAGGACGAUGAGGGCUCCUGCGCCGACCACCCCUGCUCCUGCUCUCACUCAAACUGCUGUGCCCGCUGGUCCUUCAUGGGAGCCCUAUCCCUGGUGCUGCCCUGCCUGCUCUGCUACCUUCCUGCCACCGGCUGCGUGAAGCUGGCCCAGCGUGGCUACGACCGCGUGCGCCGCCCUGGCUGCCGCUGCAAGCACACGAACAGUGUCAUCUGCAAGGCGGCUGGUGGUGGAGGAGAUGCCAAGGCCACCAGACCUGACAAGCCUUUCUGAGGCUUUGGGCCAGUGGGAUGUGGUGUCUUUCUGGCGGCCACCUGAGGCUGGCUUUGCUGAGCUGUCCAUUCCCCCUGCUGCUUCCAGUUUGGGGAGAAACAGGGACCACCACGCACCCACCCACCUUGUUCCCUCAGAAGGAAGUAGCAGCAGCACCUUGGGGUUUCCACGGGGCCCUGGAACCCGGUGUCUGAUAGACUAAGGCAGAGUGGGACAUGGUUCAGGAAGAUUGGACACAUGGAUAUGGACACACCGGAAGUCACAGCUGCCAGAAAGCUUUCCCAGCCCCCAUCCUUCCUCUUCCCUACCCCUUUCCUUCUCUGGCUAUCUGCCUGUGAGGACUGGGUCACCAGAGUACCUUGGAGGAGGAUUCUAGGAGUCUUGACUCCCGUACCUUCUUCCCCUUCCCUCCUCACUUUAUGCAUACCUGCCCUUAGCAUUUUGGAGAAGGCCUCGAACACCCUUGCAGACCCUGUUGUACAGCUGUGGGAACCCCCUGUAAAGCACCGGGCACAGUCUUGGAGCGCGGGGUUGACCUCUUCUGCUGGAGUCACUGGCUGGAUUCAGGAGCUGAGCUGUGUGCAGUGGGUGGCUCACCCUCCAACUCGCUGUCUGGGAAAUGCCUUGCUCAUCAUGCCGUCCUUGGAGUCACAGACUGGCCUGCCUGCUACAGUUCCUGAGUUCUCCCUGCUCAGAUUCCCUUCCAGAAACUUCACAAGGCAGCAGAGGCGAGACCAAACACUGUUUUGCCACUGAGUCUUUGGCUAUGGUCCCCAGCUCCAGUCUUUUUUUUUUUUUAUAUAAAAUAAUGAAACCCAGUGCUGAACCCAGUGUUUUAAAAAAAUAAUACAACAACUUGCUUCCUUUUGGGUCACCCCCAGGAAGGGCUGAUUUCAUAAUCUGGGGGGCGUGCAACCUGAAGGAGCACAAUCCCCCUUAACACCAAGAAGGGGGUUGAGCAGCAGAAGGCAGAGGCAGCACUUUCCAUUGGCAUGGUGGUGGCGGAGCUGAGCUGGGUUCAGAGUUUCCCCGCCUCUUGAUUCUGCUGCUUGCUCUCACAGCCUUUGGUGUAGUGAUGUUUGUAUCUUUCAUGUAAAUAGGAUGAGCCACCAGUCUGCUUUAGUGAUAGGAAGCCUGGGGGGUGGGGAAAAGGUGGGGGUGGGCAGGAAAGGAGAGAGAUAGAGAGAGAGAGAAAGGAGACUGUGGGGCCAACGUCUCUAGGGACCACUGCAUUUGAGCCCUGUUCCUGUGCACAGCCACAGCACCCGCCUCUGGCAGCCCCCAGCACAUGGCAGCUCUUGGUCAAGGUGCUAAAGGACUCUACAGUACAGCGUGUCCAGUGGGUACGCACUUCUUGCAUGCACAAGCUGUAGUGUGUCUGGUCCUCCGGCUGUGGUGUGGGGUUUGUGCUUUGUGUGGUAUUUUGUUAGCCCCUCCCAGGCCUCAGUUGCUGUGAUGGGCGUGUCCCCAAGGCCUCCCAAGGACUUUAUUUAUCCUCUUCUGGAGACUAGUAGUGACAUCUUAGGAUUUAGGCUAAGUUAACUGUAACCAUAGGUAUUUAUUGAGCAGAGGGAAGGGAGGCUCUUCCCCCCCCCCAGCUUUAUUUAUGUAACAUUGGCUAGCUUGUAAAAGGUUAGUAUAGAGUACUGCAUCUGCAUUGAGACUGUUGCAGCCCUUCCCCGAUUGCAGUGGAUGCAGGAUGAAUGUUGCACAAUGGGAGGGGAGGGGAGCAACCACCAUGUUCAGCCAACCACUUUUCCUAAUUGAAUGUAUCAGAAGCAUACUGAAGGGACUGGAGAUGCUGCCUCAGAUGAGGUGUGCUGGGGUGGAUAGAGAGGACCCUCUGUCUCCUGCCCCCGCGAUGCUUCUCCCCAGGGUCUCUCCCUCAGCUCGUCUCCUUGGGAAACUUGAUUCAGUGGCAAGUUGCACUUUGGUGAGCUUGGUGGUCCAAACAUGUGUUCUGUGCAGAGCUAAUGGACAUAGAUUGUGCAUGCACAUGUGUGCACGUACAUACAAGACAUACACAUACUUACUCCAUACUGACCCUGCUUCCAGGCACCACUGAACCUUUUUUGUGUACAUAGUUGUAAACACGGAUCUUUGUGGGUUUUGGUUUGCUCUUUCCUUUGUCUGCUCACCCUGCUUUGGCUUGUGUCUCAUCUGCCAGUUUGAUGUUGGUGGGACGUGCCCUGGGAGUCCACUGGAUGCCCUGUACUCAUGUUCAAGGUCAGGAGAGAAGGAAGCAAAGGAAGCAGCCUAGGUUCUCCUGGUUCUAUUGUGCAGUGAUCCCACAGCACUGCUGUUAUCUGGCUUCCUGACACAGAUCACAGGAAAGAGCUGGCUUACACAGGACUAAUACCCUGGACCCCCAGCUCCCACAUCAGACAAGGACCACUAAGGAGUCGCAGGCUCAAAUAUGAUACAUUUCUGUAGCUGCUUCUGGCUAAUUGUUCCUUGUCACCCAUGGCUUGCUCAGUACAUUAUGCCUCACCUUGAUAAGUGCCACCAGGCUCCCACUUCCUUUACACGUGAGGUGGGUGCUGGUUCUGCCUGGAACAGGGCUUGGGGGCCUUAGCAGGACCUGGGGCACUAGUAGGGGGUCUCAGCUGCUCGUUCCACUGUGCCCUUGUAUGGGUCUGCUGGAGAUGGAGGCCCUUUUGUAGGUGCAGGUG
Messenger RNA from Ochotona princeps (American pika), 3913 nucleotides. RefSeq names its product sprouty RTK signaling antagonist 4 (gene SPRY4). Gene Ontology annotation, cellular component: membrane; cytosol. NCBI's taxonomy places the organism in Eukaryota, Metazoa, Chordata, Mammalia, Lagomorpha, Ochotonidae. The record is from RefSeq and is a predicted model, not a curated record. The transcript is spliced from 2 exons. Gene Ontology annotation, biological process: negative regulation of MAP kinase activity; animal organ development; negative regulation of Ras protein signal transduction. The coding region runs from base 336 to 1241 and encodes 301 amino acids.